This is a messenger RNA of Rotaria sordida, 1092 nucleotides long. The record is from the annotation of a GenBank genome assembly. NCBI's taxonomy places the organism in Eukaryota, Metazoa, Rotifera, Eurotatoria, Philodinida, Philodinidae.
AUGGAAGAUAUUAUAAUAACACUUGAACCAGUAUUUCAUCGUAUUGAAAGAUUUCUAUUAUGGCAUAAUCGAUAUGCAAGUUUAUUUGCAUUUAUACUUGGUCAUAGUAUUUUUUAUGCUAUAGCACAUAUUGGUUUAAAACCAUAUUGUGCUAUUACAUUAGUUUUAUUCAUAUUUCAUAUAAUUGAUUGUAUGAGAAAAAAACGUAUAAUUGAUGAAGAAAAAAAUUUAUCUGAAUUAACACAAUUUUUUUUACGUUCAUAUAAAUAUAUAUGUCAUACACAUGAAAAAUUAAAUAUAAUUAAAACAGAAAAUCGUAUGAAAUAUUCAAUAAUUAUUAGUUUUAUUUCUCUUUUACUUGCUUAUAUUGGAAUGAAAAUAAAUGGUUAUUAUGUGUCAUAUUUAGUUAUGUUAAUACUUUUUACAUUACCAGCUAUUGUUUAUCAUAAAAUAAUACCGAAAUUAUUGAAACGUCUAGCUCCUAUACUUGAACAAUUGGACGAAUCAAUGGAAUAUAAACGACGUACAUUAAUUGAUCGCAAAGAUUUAUUAGUUAAAAUAAAAACUCCAGGUUUAAAUGAAAAUGACGACGAUGAUGAUGAAGAUGUUCGAAAACUUAAACAACAACAACAACAACAACAACAAAAACAAAAACAAAUUCAAACAAAAGAUCGUGUAUUAAUCAUAGAUGAUGAUGAUGAUGAUGAUGAUUAUGAUGAAAGCGAACAAAAUCUUACUUCAAUAAAUGAUGAAAAUGAAAUAUUAUACAAUUCUCAAGUAUCAAACCGAACAAAUCCAACUAGUUCAAGUUUUGAUUUGCUUAGUGAUUCAUCAUCAUCAAUAGCUGAUGAUGAAACAAGUCGUAUAAGUGAAUUAUAUGCUAAUGUUGGUAAUAAAAUAGAUGGUAAACAACGUAUAAGAAUUAAAGGUAAUGAAAUAAAAAUACAAGGACGUUCAAAUAAACAACGAUCAAAAAUAAUAGAUGCAAAUUUUUUUCCAUCAAAUAAUACAGAUAUGAAUAUAAGAAAUGCAUGUGGAGAACCAGAUUUAACAAGUUUUGAUUUUCUUAAUGACUAUGAUGAAAAAUCAUAA